AUGGCGAUCCCAUCUACCUUUGAUGCCGUCAAGGCGCAUCUUGCCGAUAUCCAGGCAGACCCAUCUACGUCCAUUGAUAUCUCCCUUAUCGAGCGCCUUAAACUCCAGCUCGUUGCAAACACUGAUCCAACUGUCCCCGCGACACUCUUAUCGCAAAUAUCAGCUCUCUUGCCUAUCCUUCAGGAAGAUCCCACACCCCUCACAACUCUUGCAACUAAAGCGACCGACUAUUUUAGCUUUACUGAUCUUCGCUCUAUCGAGCCUCCCAUCGAUCUCGUCGCUGGCUUUAAAGCCCCAUCCCCACCCAUCAACCUUCUUGCUCUCUCUUUGCUGGCCAAGGCAGGGCUUGCAUCCGGUGAUGCUGCCAUAGUAGCAGGGGAACUGGGCUUGGUCGCAUCGCUUGUGGAAUUAUGGCUGUCAACUUCGUCUACUGGAGUCGCACAGGCAGCUCUCGAUACCUUGUGGGCCCUGUUGGAGGUCGACUUGGCCAACCACCUUGAGAAUGGAGAACGUGAACUUGCCAAUGAAGAAGGACAUACAGGCCAGGGUCUCAUGUGGAGAAGGGUUUUCACAGAUAAAGAUGUCUAUGGGAUUUUCUUUGGCCUGUGCAGUCUUCAGCCCGGUGCACCAGGAGAGCUGUCUAAACGCGAGCGCACUAUAGCCCAGGGAAGAUUGAUGGGAUUCCUGGUUAAGGCGGGCAGUCUUCGUUGGGACAUUAUCUCAAAAUCCCAAGUUCCAGAGGUGGAGGCUCAGUAUAAGAGCACCAGCCUCCUCCAUUUCGCAGCUUGUCAAAUGGUGGACGUGAGUGAUGUCUUGAUGCAUAUGACCCUUUUGAGCUUUUAUCGGGAACUUCUGGAAAUCGAUGCUCCCGGUCUCGUCGCUCGGCGCUAUGUGCAAUCCGCAUCGACUUUCUCGUCCCCGGCAUUGGACUUCUUGGUCGCGGAAAAGCUCCACUCCAAGGUACUGGAAUAUUACUUGGACGAUUCCAAGCUUGAUCCUGUGGACCUUAUUUAUCUCCCGGGUCCUGUUAUGGCGUAUGUCACAAGAUAUGCCGAGUCCUAUCCCAACCAUCUUCUACAAAACCCCCCGACUCUCCUGGAUGGCAUAAUUGCGCGCAUCAGCCGGGCACUUGCUAUUCCUUCCGUUCAAUGGGCACACGGUGAAGUUCCCACAGGACAUCUCGCCAUUCUUGCUUCCCUUCCUCGAGUACUGCUCAUUGAAGCUGGCAAGCACGGUGUCAAUCCUAUGUUAGCUAUACCUACCAGCCCGACCAAUGGAGAGGCUCUUGAUGUCCUGGGCAAGAUAUUCCGCGGGCCCGUACACACCGCAGUCUCUGAUUCUAUGGAUUUGAAUACCUCAGGCCAGACAGCCACGGAUUGGCACCACGAAGCUGCAGCAGCACGCAUGCUGUACUUCCUUUAUCUAAACGAGCAUCCCAACUUUUGGAAUGAUAUUGUUGCCGCCGCCGAUAUUCUUGUGAUGAAGGAUGUUGCGUUGUCUGCCAUCUCCUUAAUGAGAGCUAUCGUCUCCGCUAAUUGGCAGCCAUUGCCCCCGGCCUCUCAUGUUUCCGGGGCCUCGUCUCGGUUCCAACUGCCAUCUGAAGAAGGCCUGGGGCAAUUGUCUCCAGCUUCUAGUGGGCUGCUUCCUCUCUCUGGGCCAUGGGCCAUUCUUACUCCGCCUGCCCUGACAACCCUCCUUCCAUAUCUCUUCAAGCCACCGCGAUCAUACGGUGAAUUCGUGGGUGGCGGUGCUGGUGAUUCUCAAAAUGCUGUCUGGAAGGUGGCAACUGCUAAGCAUGAUGUCUUGGUGGCACUCUACCGCGCGCUUCAGGAAACCGGUGGACAAAUGGAAGGAUUUGAAGAUAUUCUGCGAACACUGCGACAACGAGUGAACGAGGGUCCCUCGGGCCCAGUGCAGCAGACUUCUGCCCAGGUGGAGACAGUCAACCUAUGA
Penicillium pulvis is the source of this 1953-nucleotide messenger RNA. RefSeq lists its product as uncharacterized. Lineage: Eukaryota; Fungi; Ascomycota; Eurotiomycetes; Eurotiales; Aspergillaceae. The record is from RefSeq and is a predicted model, not a curated record. The transcript has a single exon. The coding region runs from base 1 to 1953 and encodes 650 amino acids.